Nematostella vectensis (starlet sea anemone) is the source of this 375-nucleotide messenger RNA. RefSeq names its product 60S ribosomal protein L24. Gene Ontology annotation, molecular function: structural constituent of ribosome; mRNA binding. NCBI's taxonomy places the organism in Eukaryota, Metazoa, Cnidaria, Anthozoa, Actiniaria, Edwardsiidae. The record is from RefSeq and is a predicted model, not a curated record. Gene Ontology annotation, biological process: cytoplasmic translation. Bases 16 to 351 code for a protein of 111 amino acids. The transcript has 2 exons. Gene Ontology annotation, cellular component: cytosolic large ribosomal subunit.
AUUUUCUAUUACUAUAUGGUUGCCAGGGCGCUAAGACAAGCAUCUGUCUAUGGUUGCCAAGGCGCUAAGACGAGCAUUAUGGAGGGAUAUGGUUGCCAGGUGUUCAACUUCUUAAACAAGAGAUGUGAGCGUGCCCUUCUCAUGAGACGCAACCCCCGUGAGGUGACCUGGACUGUUCUGUAUCGCCGCAAGCACAAGAAAGACACCCAGGAGGAAGUGUCCAAGAAGCGCACCCGCCGUAAUAUCAAGUUCCAGAGGUCUGUACAGGGUGCGUCUCUUGACAACAUCCUCGCCAAGAGAAACCAGAAGCCUGAGGUCCGCAAGGCGCAGAGAGAGCAAGCUAUCAGGUGACUAGGUUAACCAUGUUUACCCAUG